AACUUUGAUAUUAUUAUUAUUGGAACUGGGUUGCGUGAGACUAUACUUUCAGCAGCUUUUUCACGCGUAGGCCAAAAAGUUCUGCAUGUUGACGCUGAAAACCAUUAUGGAUUAGAAUUUCAAACUUUAAAUUUGAAAGAAUUUAUUGAAAGGUCCUCUUUAUCGAACUUUCAAAGUGAUCCGCCUUCAGAUGAAAAUAUUUAUGCUGAUGAAGGAGAAAAAAUACUACAUUUACCUCAAAGAUUAAGAAUUUUCGAUAAUUUUCAAACUGAAAUUCAUCAUAACGGUAAAGAAUUUCCUUCUAAUCAGUCAUUUUGGGAAGAAUUAAUAGGAAACAGUAAAAAAUUUUCCAUAGAUCUUGCCUCAUACUUGCUAUUUUCUACUGGACCUUUAACAAAAUUAUUAGUUGAAUCCAACGUUGCACGGUAUAUUGAAUUUCGAGCAUUAGAUGCCUCUUUUUUGGAAAUAAACGGAAAAAUUGAAAAGGCUCCCUGCUCGAAGGCUAACAUUUUUUCUAGUGCUUUAAUAAAUGUUUUUGAAAAACGACUUUUGAUGAAGUUUUUAAAAUUUGCUUAUACGUUUGAUGAAAAUAUAGACGACUGGAUUGAGCACAAAGAUCUUCCGUUCUCCGACUUCCUACAUCAAAGAAAACUUGGAGACACACUCAAGUCUAUAAUUUUGCACGCCAUUGCGCUAUCAGAUUGUCACGUGACAACCUACACAGGUCUUCUAAGGACUCAGCGAUACUUGAAGUCGGUUGGAAAGUACGGAAAUACGCCUUUUAUUAUAUCUUCAUACGGCAUGAGCGAAAUAGUACAAGCGUUUGCCCGUCUUUCUGCUGUUUUUAACGGCGUUUUUAUGCUGAACAAAAAAGUUAAAGCGGUAGCAAUUAAUAACGAAGAUAACACGUGUAAGAAGAUUAUUUUGGAUCAAGGUGAAAUAAUUCGUUGCCGUUAUGUUAUCGCUUCUUCAAUUUAUUUUUCUCAAUGGGCAGAGCUCCACCAUAAAAUAGCGCGGGCUUUCUAUAUUACCGCUCGAAGCAUAAAUUUUCAAGAGGACUACUUUUUUAUAAACGACGAAUAUAAAAAUAAACAGAAUGCAUUUUUAGUUGUACCACAAAAUACUAAAAUACUUGUAACUGAUGAUUCGAGUUAUGAAAUUAGUAGUAACGUUUUUAUUACUCAACUGUCAGAACGUUCUUCAAGUUGUCCUCAGAAUUAUUUUAUCAUUUACAUGCGAUCUCAAAGUUUGAAUCUUGAUGCAGCCUUGAAGGAUUUAAAGAUGUUGGAGAAUUAUUAUUUUUGCACUUCAAUAACUUUGAAUUUGGUGUUUGUCUAGAAAAUUGUA
Zophobas morio is the source of this 1347-nucleotide messenger RNA. RefSeq names its product rab proteins geranylgeranyltransferase component A 2-like. Bases 553 to 1338 code for a protein of 261 amino acids. The transcript has 14 exons. The record is from RefSeq and is a predicted model, not a curated record. Gene Ontology annotation, biological process: small GTPase-mediated signal transduction; vesicle-mediated transport; protein geranylgeranylation. Gene Ontology annotation, molecular function: GDP-dissociation inhibitor activity. Gene Ontology annotation, cellular component: nucleus; Rab-protein geranylgeranyltransferase complex; cytosol. NCBI's taxonomy places the organism in Eukaryota, Metazoa, Arthropoda, Insecta, Coleoptera, Tenebrionidae.